AUGUUCGCAAAGAGCCAGACUACACUGGCUGCGGCUGCUACGGUCUUGCUGUUCGCCUCUGUCAACGCGCAGCAUGUCCCGCGCACGACAACGUUCCAGAGACGACAGGCCUCUGCCUCGUCUACCGCGGCGCCACAGGUCACCGCUGUUACCGGAUGUCACAUGCAUGGCACAACACAGUUCUGCAUUGCUGGUGUAUCAGAGUAUCAAGUGAAGACGUCUGGCAGCAACUUGCCAAGCUCUUACACAGCCUGUCAUUACCAUGGCUCCGCAAUGUACUGCCUUGCACCAAGUGGUGACGAUGUUGAACUAAUCCCGGAGGGUGGUGGUGCGAAUGCCGCAUCAACUACCGCAGCAACUCCGGCUUCCUUUCCCUCCGAGAUCACGAGCUGCCACCUGCAUGGGAGCAAUGUAUACUGCAUGGCUGGCACUGCCGAGUAUCAGGUCGUCACUACCCCGACCGCAACGACUGACGUGCCGGCUGCGUUCACAGGCUGCCAUUCGCAUGGCUCUGACAACUUUUGUGUUAACUCAAAGGGCGAAGAUGUCCAGGUUUUGGCGCCCGGCCAGGCCGCCGCCGCAACCCCAUCAUCAUCGUCUGGUGAGCCUCAGGGGAAGCAUUGCCACUUCCACGCCGGUGUUGAGCAUUGUGUCGGUCCUGGCGAGAGCGAGGGCGGCGGCAGCGGCACCAAGAACUGCGCCAGAGUUGAGCGAGACUAUGACAUUCCUCUGCGCAUUGGUCUCUUGUUCGUGGUCCUCGUCACCAGCGCAAUCGGUGUUUUCACUCCGAUCUUUUUGACGAAGUGGUCCAUGUCUGGCCCGUUGAAGUGGAUCCUGAUGAUCCUCAAGCAGUUUGGCACGGGUGUCAUCAUUGCCACUGCGUUUGUUCAUGUUCGUGUUUCUCAUCUACUCUUUACCCACGCCGACCUCAUGUUCAGCAACAAGUGCCUCGGCCAGCUCCAGUUCGAGGGAACCACGGCUGCCAUAUUUACGGCAGGUCUAUUCUUAUCCUUCCUUAUUGAGUUCUGCAGCCACAAAUUUGCACAUGCCACCAUGUCGAAGAAGGCCAUCGAGGGGGAUGCCACUACUGCCGAACUCCACAGGCAAAACAGAAAAGAGAUUGUCAGCAUCUUUGUCCUCGAGGCUGGUAUCAUCUUCCACUCGAUAAUUAUCGGUGUCACUCUUGUCGUCUCUGGAGACUCGUUCUUCAAGAUCCUCUUCGCUGUUAUCGUCUUCCACCAGAUGUUUGAGGGUAUAGCUCUGGGUAGCCGCAUCGCAAGUGCCGGAAACCUGCCUCCCAACGUCGAGCAUAUGGCCGGCGAGUGUCCCAUCCCGUCGCUAUCUCUCUACAAGAAGUGCCUCAUGGCUCUCGCCUUUGCGCUUGUGACCCCGGUUGGCAUGGCGAUUGGCAUCGGCGUCCUGCAGCACUUUAACGGAAAUGAUCCCUCUACCAUCAUCGCCAUCGGCACUCUCGACGCCGUUUCCGCCGGUAUCCUCGCCUGGGUGGGCAUCGUCGAGAUGUGGGCCGGCGACUGGAUGUUUGGCGGCGAGAUGGACCGUGCCGAGCCUCUCACGGCUACGAUUGGCGGUAUCGGUCUCGUUGCUGGUAUCGCUCUGAUGAGCUUCAUUGGCAAAUGGGCCUAG
Molecule: messenger RNA, 1644 nt
Organism: Thyridium curvatum
Lineage: Eukaryota; Fungi; Ascomycota; Sordariomycetes; Thyridiales; Thyridiaceae
Exons: 8
Coding region: 1-1644 (547 amino acids)
Biological process (GO): zinc ion transmembrane transport
Cellular component (GO): plasma membrane
Molecular function (GO): zinc ion transmembrane transporter activity
Source: RefSeq, a predicted model, not a curated record